This is a messenger RNA of Acaromyces ingoldii, 1082 nucleotides long. Its product is annotated as terpenoid synthase. NCBI's taxonomy places the organism in Eukaryota, Fungi, Basidiomycota, Exobasidiomycetes, Exobasidiales, Cryptobasidiaceae. Bases 42 to 800 code for a protein of 252 amino acids. Gene Ontology annotation, biological process: trans, trans-farnesyl diphosphate biosynthetic process. The transcript has 2 exons. Gene Ontology annotation, molecular function: (2E,6E)-farnesyl diphosphate synthase activity; dimethylallyltranstransferase activity. Gene Ontology annotation, cellular component: cytoplasm. The record is from RefSeq and is a predicted model, not a curated record.
CCCGUCAGCUCCAAGCCUACUUCCUCGUUGCCGACGACAUGAUGGACCAAUCCGUUACGCGCCGAGGUCAGCCCUGCUGGUACCGAGUCGAGGGUGUGGGAAACAUUGCCAUCAAUGAUGCCUUCAUGCUCGAGGCUGCCAUCUACCACCUGCUCAAAGUCCACUUCCGAUCCGAGCCCUACUAUGGCUACCUCAUCGAGCUCUUCCACGACACCACCUUCCAGACGGAGAUGGGCCAGCUCGUGGAUCUCAUCACGGCACCCGAGGACCACGUCGACCUGAGCAAGUUCUCGCUUAACAAGCACCAUCUCAUCGUCGUCUACAAGACUGCUUUUUAUUCUUUCUACCUUCCUGUGGCACUUGCGAUGCGGAUGGUCGGCGUCUCCGACGAGAAGCUGUACAAGCAGGCCCUAGACAUUCUCCUUCCCCUCGGAGAGUACUUCCAGGUGCAGGACGACUACCUCGAUUGCUACGGCUCGCCCGAGGUGAUUGGCAAGAUUGGCACCGACAUCCUUGACAACAAGUGCAGCUGGAACAUCAACGUCGCCCUUGAGCACGCAACAGCGGAGCAGCGCAAGACACUCGAUGAGAACUACGGCAAGAAGGACGCGGCGUGCGAGCAGAAGGUCAAGGAGGUGUUCAACGCGGACAAUAUCGAUGUUGAAGGAAGGUUCAAGAAGUACGAAGCGGAGAGCCAGACGAGAAUCAUGGGCCUCAUCAACCAACUGCCCGAAGAGGGCGGCAUCAAGAGGCAGGUCUUUGUCGAGUUCCUCAACAAGGUGUACAAGCGCACAAAGUAGAAACGCUUUUCCCUUUCGCAAUAUAGAUGCGGAGUUGCUUCAUCGAGCAGGCCUCCCCUUCUGCAUUCUCUUUGGCUCUCUGAAGGACAUCUGUCUGAGCAUCGUCCUUAGAGAAGCAUUAGUAAUUGCUACGUGGUCUGUUCGUCACUGUUCAUGGGCGAGAAGGGAAAGUUGAAGAUGGAUCAAGAUCAAGCCACGCGUUUUGUGCAUUUCGGCCGUACAGCGGAUUGGGUAUAUCAAGUGCUCGUCGCACACGCCCAGGUUCUCUCAGCACCACUCACU